AUGACUCUGUCUGGCAACAUCCUCAUCAUUGCAUUGGUUGCAACUGAUCAGCACCUGCACACCCCCAUGUACUUCUUCCUGGGGAAUUUGUCCUGUUUGGAGACCUUCUACACUUCAACCAUCUUACCCAGGGUGCUGGCCAGCAUAAUGACUGGGGACAGAACCAUCUCUGAUCGAUGCUGCAUCACGCAGCUGUAUUUUUUUGCUUUUCUAGCAGCUACUGAAUGCUGUCUUUUAGCCAUGAUGUCCUAUGAUCGGUAUUUAGCAAUAUGUAAACCACUGCAUUAUACAAUUCAUAUGAAUGGUAUGUUCUGCAUUCAGCUGGCAGCUGGGUCUUGGGUAAGUGGGUUUCUGGCUAGUACAAUCACAAAUAUUUUGAUGUCAAAAUUAACAUUCUGUAGUCCCAAGGAAAUAGACCAUUUCUUUUGUGAUUUUCCCUUAAUAAUCCACCUGUCUUGUAGUGAUACCCAUCUCCUAGAACUUAUGGUUUACAUAUUUGCUGCUAUAUUUACCUUGCCUCCCUUUCUAUUAACGCUUCUUUCCUAUGCCUAUAUCAUUGCUACCAUCCUGAGAACGCCCUCCGCUAUGGGCAGGCACAAGGCAUUUUCCACCUGCUCUUCUCACCUUAUUGUGGUGACACUUUUUUAUGGGACUAUCAUGUUAGUGUAUUUGUUGCCCAAAACUGUCAUGUUUAGAGACCUGAGCAAAAUAUUCUCUGUCUUUUACUCUGUCCUGACCCCCUUGGUUAAGCCCAUCAUCUACAGCUUGAGAAACAAACAGGUCAAGGAGGCCCUAAAGAAGGUCAUCCAUAAAUUUAUGACUGUACAAGGAUAUUGGAUCAGUUUUCCUUUGAGGUUUAUUUUAAAGAGAAAUUAA
Alligator sinensis (Chinese alligator) is the source of this 876-nucleotide messenger RNA. Its product is annotated as olfactory receptor 10A4-like. The record is from RefSeq and is a predicted model, not a curated record. Gene Ontology annotation, cellular component: membrane. Gene Ontology annotation, molecular function: olfactory receptor activity; G protein-coupled receptor activity. Gene Ontology annotation, biological process: G protein-coupled receptor signaling pathway. The transcript has a single exon. NCBI's taxonomy places the organism in Eukaryota, Metazoa, Chordata, Crocodylia, Alligatoridae. Bases 1 to 876 code for a protein of 291 amino acids.